UAUUAUAUAUAUGUAUUGUGGUUUCGUAUCUCCUUCCCCAACCCCCCAAAGUGAAAUCUUGGAAAACCUAUUUAUAUAAUUCUCAUCAGACGCUAAUACGAAGAAUUAUUAUCAUUCCGACCUUUAUGUAAUAGAGCUUAAAUUUUUCCCUCGCCCACAACCAAAUGUCCGAAUCCAACGUCCCAGUCCCACCUGCGGAAAAGCGUACGACCAAGUACAGCACCUACCCCAAACCGGAAGCUGAGUACCAAGAAAUUAUUCAAAACCCGGAUAUUUUCUUGCAAAAGCUCCAAGCUUUUCACGUUUCCUAUGGUACCAAGUUCAGGAUCCCUACUAUAGGAGGAAGUCGUUUAGAUUUGCAUCAGCUAUUUCUAGAGGUGACCUCUCGAGGUGGCAUUGAAAAAGUCAUAAGAGAUCGCAGAUGGAAGGAGGUUACCGCAGCCUUCAAGUUCCCGACUUCCAUUACCAGUGCAUCAUUUGUCUUACGAAAAUACUAUCUUUCGUUGCUUUAUCAUUUCGAGCAGGUGUAUUAUUUCCGGAAAGAAGAACCAUCCAUUUCAGAAGCUGGUCAGACGUUGCCGCAUGCUGUUAAUGGUGGUGCUGCAGCUGAUCAACUUCCAGCGAGUCCUAACCUGGAGGAUGGCAGUUUAAUCACCGGAACAAUAGAUGGAAAAUUCGAUUAUGGGUAUUUAGUGACAGUGAAUCUCGGAUCUGAGGAGCUAAAGGGCGUCCUUUACCAUACAUCUUUGGAACUAGAUGUAUCCCAGAGCUUUAGUGCUUCUGGUGACCCUGCUCAACGUACCCGGAGAAAGCACCAGAUAGCCCUUAGGGACCCAGCUCAUCCCAAGCGAAAUAGAAGCGGUUAUACUUUCUUUUUCGCUGAGCAAUAUCAGAGACUGAGGCCUCUAUACCAUGGCCAAGAAAGAGCUAUCAGUAAAAAGAUUGGACAACUAUGGAGCAGACUGACGGAGGCCGAAAAGCAGGUAUAUCAAGAAAAGGGGUUAAGGGACAAGGAAAGAUACAAAGCUGAAAUGCUGGAGUACAAAUCAUCCCAGCAUCCACAACCUUAACAGGCCCUCCUCUCAGUAACUCAGGAUCUUUGUUCCUUACGAAAUCCCUUCUCCAUGUCCUCGUGCGGGUUCGUCUUAGCAGUGGUUGUCGGUUUUUUGCUUCGUCUUUUUUAUUUUCAUUUGUAGAGAAACGACUGGGGAAAUUUCGCCACGAGGCGUCUCCACAACCGUGCUUAGCUGUUGCUUACAUAGAUUAGUGUCGUCUGUGCACAAAGACUGACCAUGGAGAUGUCUGUAUCUAUACUGAAAUUCUAAUGAAGUAGCUAAAGACUAAUGCUGAUUGAUGAUGACAUUGCCAAGUGGUGGCUGUGUUUUGGUUUAGUCAAUGUUCAAGAAGUUAUCUAACUUAA
Molecule: messenger RNA, 1420 nt
Organism: Sesamum indicum (sesame)
Lineage: Eukaryota; Viridiplantae; Streptophyta; Magnoliopsida; Lamiales; Pedaliaceae
Product: high mobility group B protein 10
Molecular function (GO): DNA binding
Source: RefSeq, a predicted model, not a curated record